Racocetra fulgida is the source of this 193-nucleotide messenger RNA. NCBI's taxonomy places the organism in Eukaryota, Fungi, Glomeromycota, Glomeromycetes, Diversisporales, Gigasporaceae. The record is from the annotation of a GenBank genome assembly.
AUGAAAACAGUAAUAUGUUUUAAUAGUAGACCUGACAAUGAAAAUAAUGAAUUUGAAUUAUUAGACUCCGAUAGUGAUAAUGAAAGUAGUAAAAGUGAAUUGAUGAAAAGUAAUGAAAGUGAAUUGGUGGAAAGUAAUAAUGAGAAUGAGAAUGUGGAAUUAUCUGAAUCAGAAGCAGAGCUAAUGACUGAAA